CAAAAGCCCUUUUGUUCGCAGCUUCGGCCGGGCCUGUGGCUCUGCUUCUUCCAACUCGCUGCGAUAUUUUCUCAUUUUCUCCUGGGCAAUAAUGCUCUCAGACUGGGAGUCGGAUCUAACCGACUUGUCCUCCUCCGACGAGGAGGAAUACGUCCCGCCCUCGCAGAAGAAGAAAACUACAGCCAGGGCUAGGAACACCGGCAAUGACUACAAAGUUACCAAUACUCUACGGCCUCCGCGAACGACUCAGUACACCGCUAAGAGUCUCUUUGAUCAGAUGAUGGAUAACACCAUUGAUCUCGACCCUGAGUAUCAGCGAGAUAUUGUAUGGUCGGACUCUAAGCAGUCGGGGCUGAUCGAUUCGAUUCUCAGAAACUAUUACAUCCCGCCCGUCAUCUUUGCUGUAACUGCCAAAGAAGACGGAUCAGAAAGUCGUACUUGCAUUGAUGGCAAACAGAGGCUGACGUCAAUCGCGAAUUUCUUCAAUGGCGUGAUAUCCCACAGAGAUUCGAAAACAAACACGAGAUAUUGGUACAAGGAUGGACCUGCGCGAGGUGUAAAACGCAAGAUAUUGCCGAAGCAGUACCAACAAGUGUUCGCCAAUAAGCAGAUUACCUGCGUUGAGUAUGAGGGCCUGACGGAUGAUCAGGAAAGGGAGAUUUUCCAGCGUGUGCAACUAGGUGUCGCACUCACGCCUGCAGAACGGCUGCAAGCACUCACUGGGCAUCGAGCGACUCUCAUCAGAGAGAUACAAGUGAAAGUCCUCGGUUCAGAGGGUUUCGGUAGCAACCUCGAAUGGGCCAACGGACGUGGUCGCGACUUCCAGUGUUUAGCAUCUAUAGUCUAUCUGAUUGAGCAACAGUCGCAAACGUUCCCCCACGUAACACAGCUCGAGAAGUGGCUCCAGUCCGUAGGCGCGCUCCCGGUCAAGUUCGAGAGCGACAUCAUGGAGACGUUCCAGGUCUGGGUGACCAUGGUCCGCGACGUACACUUCAACACCCCGUUCUCGAAGCCAACGAGGGUGUCGCCCAUCGAGUUCACCAUCAUAGGCGUCCUAAUACACAAGCAUCGGUCGACUUUGUCCAUGCUCCAGCUUUCCAAUGCUAUUUCGCAGAUGAGGGCGGACGUCCGUUCGCAGCACGUCGACAUCCGUGCUAACAGCAAAGUCACCAAGACCAUGCUCACCUUCAUCAACAAGAAGAUGAAGACGAUCGAUAUUCAGGGCGACGGCAAAGGCGAUAUUUCUGCGACCACUUUUGUGAGGAGUAAAGCAGGCGAGAAUGGUACGGCGACGGGCAAGCGAAAGCGAGCUAUCGUGCCGAGUAGCGAAGAAGAGGAGAGCAGCGACGACGAAGACGACGUCCCGCUUCGUAGGAAGGCCCCGGCCAAGAAGAAGGCUGCCACCACUAGAGCAACAACGACGAAGUCGGCCGUAAGCGCAAAGCCUGCGGUUACGUCGACGUCUAGCAAGACUGCUGCUACAAAGACAACGAUCAAGUUGCCGGCCAGGUCUGCAGUGUCGAAGCCUGCCACACCUGCUAGCACCGCCAAACCUGCAACGAGUGCUAGCAAGGUGACAGUCAAGCAAGUGACUGUGAGCACUUCGGCCAAGUCGGCCAAAACCUCUCCUACCGUCAGCCAGUCCACUAGUACCGUCAAGAAGAAGGAACCCUCAGCUACAACUGCAGUGACUGGGACGCCUACCGCGACUCCAACCAUGCCGUCAAAAGCAGUGCCGGCGGCAGAGGUCACACAGGUCAAGUCAUCUCCGAAUACCACCUCUCCCGCUCCCCUUGCUCUUCCCAGAAGGACGCCUCUUCCGAACGGAAUGGCAGCCAGCGGUAGUCGAUCAGCUUCGGUGUCAGUCAAGACCGAGCCAGGAGUAGAAGCAGCUCUCCAGAGCCCAACCGUGAAUCGUGGCGGAGGUAUUGCGGCUUCGCCUCUUGAUAGACUCGCAGCCAUCCGGGCAGCCAAGGCGAACAUUGGUUCACGGAGCGUUUCGGGACCCGCUGCUGUUCCCGCAGCAGGUCGAUCGGCUCCAGCGGCGGCUAGUUUACCAAGGACUUCCCCUCCGAACAUCCUCGACAAUGUAGCCCCUAUCGUUAAGCAGGAGAGGCCGCAGCUGUCGAAUAUCAACACGAAUGUUGCGGCAAGUAUUCAUCAGCAGCCCCCGGCUGCUCAGCCGGGACCCUCGUCGACAUCGUCUAGCAGGCUUCCCACACCGGCACUCCCGCCUCCCUCCACCGUGGCGAGUUCCGCACGGUCAACGCCUUCUGUGAGCACGCCUACAGGCCUUCCCGCCCCGCCUGUCCACAUUCAGCAGACAACUGGAAAGCAGCCCUCAUUUGACGCUGUGUAUCUCGGGGACCUGUUCAAGGAACAUAGGAUCGGGAUAUAUGCCCAUCAGGCUUUCCCACCUGCCAACCAGCCACAAGCUCAGUUGAACCACCAGCCUACGCUUCCCGCGUCGGCUCCGAAUGGAUCUACCGCGGAGGAUGUGGUUAUGGGGGACGCCACCUCCAGAGCGGCCUCGGUCAUGCCGCAGUUGAGUACAGAGCAGGUGCUCAGCACCAUCCCGCCUCAUGUCCUCAGCGCCAUUCAGCUCGCUCAACAGAGUGCCUCCGCUCCGCCUUUCCCGAAUAACGGGAUGCCCACGGCUCCUCCGGUACAUGCCUUCUCUUCCAUGCCAUCAGUACCCAUGGGAUCUCAGAUCCCCAACGAGGCUCUCAAGCGCAGUCCGUCCACGCCGGCCCCUGCGAUGCCUCCAACAAAGCCGGCUGCCAUGCGGACUCCGCCUCCAAUCCGCCCGCUGGGUCCCCGACCGCCUACGUCUGCUGCGGGUGAGGUGAGUACGAGUACUCAGUUCCACCCUUCUCCGUCAUCGCUCCCGCCGCCUCCGCCUUCUCUUCCACCCCCACCUCCUCCUGGCUUGCCGCCCCCGCCUCCGCCUACAUCCCCGAGCCUCAGUGUCAAAAGCGCUGGCUCAGGCACUAUCUUAGCCCGGCCCAUGUCCGAGCACGACGGAUACAAUGCCGGGAGAAGCGUCUCACCCAGAAGCUCGCUGAGCAGGGGCAGAGCCUGGGGCGAAACGGAUUGGGACAUGGAUCGGAACCGAGACAGGGACGGAGAACGGAGCAGAGAGCGUGGUCGUGAUCGUGACCGGAACGGAGACUCACGUUGGGCGCCGGAGAGGCCCAGGGACCCCAGACGACGAGAUUCGGGUGGUACGCGCAAUUGGGAGCAGGAGAGGACGGAGAGUCGGGAUUGGGGCAUGUCGCGGCGGGGACGGGGGAGGGAAAGAGACAAGGGGUGGCCGCGCCGGUAG
Molecule: messenger RNA, 3325 nt
Organism: Rhodofomes roseus
Lineage: Eukaryota; Fungi; Basidiomycota; Agaricomycetes; Polyporales; Fomitopsidaceae
Exons: 11
Coding region: 92-3325 (1077 amino acids)
Source: RefSeq, a predicted model, not a curated record